Molecule: messenger RNA, 1971 nt
Organism: Miscanthus lutarioriparius
Lineage: Eukaryota; Viridiplantae; Streptophyta; Magnoliopsida; Poales; Poaceae
Source: the annotation of a GenBank genome assembly
AUGGCGACCACGCUGACGCCCACGCAGCGCUACGCGGCGGGGGCGCUGCUGGCGCUGGCGCUCCGCCAGGCGCAGAUCCACCAGUCCGCACCCCUCGGCUCCGGCUCCGGCUCCGGCUCCCCUGAUCCCGGACCCGAUGAUGAGGAGCGCGCCAGCAGCGCCAGCGGGAGCUCCUCCUCCACCGCCACCAUCAGCAGCGGCUCCGACACCGCCUCGGGCGCCGGCCUCUGGACGCACGACUCCCGCGGCCUCCUCCGCCCCGUCUUCAGGUUCCUGGAGAUCGAGCCCAUGGCGUGGGCGGGGAUGGAGGAGACGGCCGCGUCUCCGGACGCCAAGCAUCACAUCGGCGCGUUUCUAAGGAUAAUCUUUGAGGAAGACGGCGAGAGCUCUUCAGACAGACUGGAGCAGGAGCUUGCCUUGGCGAAAGCAGUUGAUGUUAUGGUCAUGAGCUUGGGCAGCGAAAAUGUGCCUGACGAGAAGAUCAAAGAAGAGAGUAAAGACUCCACGGCUUGUACCUCUGCUACACAGGAGUCUCUGGAGGCAGGCUCGUCCGAGAACUUGCUUGGAAUCGACAAGCUGUCCUUGGAAGAUGUUCCCGCAAAUGAUCAUUGCAAGAUGGCAUUGCUGUAUGCGCUUCUCUCCGCCUGUGUCGCUGAUAAACCCAUCUCGCAAGAGGAAGAGGACAGGAAGUCAUCUCACUUCAGGAAGGGGUAUGAUGCUCGGCAUCGUGUCGCUCUUCGGUUGAUAGCAGCAUGGCUUGACGUUAAGUGGAUCAAAAUGGAAGCUAUGGAGGUGAUGGUCGCAUGCUCUGCCAUGGCCGCAGCAAAAGAACAAGAACAAGAGCGUGAAAACGCAUCACCAAAAAGCAAGUGGCAGAAAUGGAAGCGUGGGGGAAUUAUUGGUGCCGCUGCGUUGACUGGAGGAGCAUUGUUGGCUAUUACUGGGGGUUUAGCUGCACCAGCCAUUGCUGCAGGAUUUGGUGCUCUAGCUCCAACACUGGGCACACUUGUCCCUUUCAUAGGGGCUAGUGGAUUUGCUGCUAUGGCUGCUGCGGCAGGAUCUGUUGCUGGCUCCGUGGCAGUUGCUGCCUCAUUUGGAGCUGCUGGGGCUGGCUUGACGGGCACCAAAAUGGCAAGACGAAUUGGUAAAGUGAAAGAAUUUGAGUUCAAACCUAUUGGUGAUAACCAUAAUCAGGGUCGCCUUGCUGUUGGCAUCCUGGUUUCUGGAUUUGCAUUUGAUGAGGAGGAUUUCUGUAAACCUUGGGAAGGCUGGAAGGAUAACCUAGAGAAGUACAUCCUUCAAUGGGAGUCCAAGCAUAUAAUCGCAGUGAGUACAGCAAUACAGGAUUGGCUGACAUCAAGACUUGCAAUGGAAUUGAUGAAACAAGGUGCUAUGAGAACUGUCUUAAGUGGCCUUCUUGCAGCAUUUGCUUGGCCUGCUACGUUGCUUGCCGCUACAGAUUUUAUUGACAGUAAAUGGUCUGUUGCUAUCAACAGAUCAGAUAAGGCAGGAAAAAUGCUCGCAGAAGUGCUUCUGAAGGGACUGCAAGGAAACAGGCCUGUGACUCUUAUUGGGUUCUCGCUUGGAGCACGAGUCAUAUUCAAGUGCUUACAGGAGCUAGCUUUAUCAAACGACAAUGAGGGACUUGUCGAGAGGGUUGUACUCCUUGGUGCACCAGUUUCAGUGAAAGGUGAGAGGUGGGAGCUUGCCAGGAAGAUGGUUGCAGGGAGAUUUGUGAAUGUGUACUCGAGAGAUGACUGGAUUCUCGGUGUGACCUUCCGUGCAAGCCUACUCACCCAAGGGCUGGCUGGCAUCCAGGCCAUUGAUGUACCUGGCGUUGAAAACGUUGAUGUUACCGAGCUUGUUGAUGGCCAUUCUUCGUACCUGUCAGCUGCCCAGCAGAUCCUGGAACAUCUUGAACUGAAUACCUACUAUCCUGUUUUUGUUCCCCUUCCGGAGGCCAGGAAAUAA